Lagenorhynchus albirostris (white-beaked dolphin) is the source of this 3731-nucleotide messenger RNA. RefSeq names its product proline, glutamate and leucine rich protein 1 (gene PELP1). Lineage: Eukaryota; Metazoa; Chordata; Mammalia; Artiodactyla; Delphinidae. Bases 597 to 3680 code for a protein of 1027 amino acids. Gene Ontology annotation, cellular component: nucleus. The transcript has 16 exons. The record is from RefSeq and is a predicted model, not a curated record. Gene Ontology annotation, biological process: rRNA processing.
AUGUGCGCACGGUCGGUCUAGCUCACGCUCUCGCUGCCGCUCCUCCUCUGGUCGUCGUAGCCCGAACCUGCAUUCUGAAGAAUGGCUCCAAUUUCCCGUUCGAUGUCUUCCAGGGCGCGUAAUCGCUCGUUCGCCAAGCUGUAGGUAGCCAUCGUUACUCCGGGAUUCUCUCCUUUUGCGAAAUGCUGCGGAAAAGUGCCCGGAAAUGGCUGUCGGUUUGCGCCCGCGCAGAGCGCGCCCCUUAGCUAACACUACAGUUCCCGGAAUGCUCAGCACCGUCUCGCCUUCUCGGUUCACCUGGUGAACUACAACUCCCAGGGUCUCCUGCGCAUGCCCAGGUCUGCGCCACCACCGCGUGACCACCUGUGAACCUUUCAGCUGUUGGCGCGUUGGUGGGUCUCAGUAAUGCACGUCUUGGUUCUAUCAAAACUCGGUUUGAGGGCCUGUGUCUGCUGUCCCUGCUAGUGGGGGAGAGCCCCACAGAGAUGUUCCAGCAGCACUGUGUGUCCUGGCUUCGGAGCAUUCAGCAGGUCUUGCAGGUGAGGUUGGGAGCAUGGGGUGUUGUUGCUCUUUAGUCCCAGGACCCGCCCCCCACGAUGGAGCUGGCCGUGGCUGUGCUGGGGGACCUGCUCCGCUACGCGGCCCAGCUCCCCACACUCUUCCGGGACAUCUCCAUGAACCACCUUCCUGGCCUUCUCACCUCCCUGCUGGGCCUCAGACCGGAGAGUGAGCUCUCAGCACUGGAAGGAAUGAAGGCUUGUAUGACCUAUUUUCCUCGGGCGUGUGGGUCUCUCAAAGGCAAGCUGGCCUCAUUUUUCCUGUCUCGGGUGGAUGCCUUGAGCCCUCAGCUCCAGCAGUUGGCCUGUGAGUGUUACUCCCGGCUGCCCUCUCUAGGGGCUGGCUUCUCCCAGGGCCUGAAGCACACGGACAGCUGGGAGCAGGAGCUGCACAGCCUGCUGACCUCUCUGCACAGCCUGCUUGGGGCCCUGUAUGCGGGGGCGGACACGGCUCCUAUGCAGUACGAAGGCCCUGGGGUGGAGACGCUGCUCUCCCCCUCAGAAGAUGGCGAUGCCCAUGUCCUUCUCCGGCUUUGGCAGAGGUUUUCCGGGCUGGCCCGCUGCCUGGGGCUCAUGCUCAGCUCCGAGUUCGGGGCUCCCGUGUCCGUCCCCGUGCAGGAAAUCCUGGAUCUUAUCUGCCGGACCCUCAGCGUCAGUGCCAAGAACAUCAGUUUGCUUGGGGACGGUCCCCUGCGGUUGCUGCUGCUGCCCUCCCUCCACCUGGAAGCCUUGGACCUGCUCUCUGCACUCAUCCUCGCGUGUAGAGGCCGGCUCUUGCGCUUUGGGGCCCUGAUCAGCCGCCUGCUUCCCCAGGUUCUCAAUGCCUGGAGCAUUGGGAGGGACAGCCUCUCUCCAGGCCAGGAGAGGCCUUACAGCACUAUGCGGACCAAGGUGUACACUGUCCUGGAGCUGUGGGUGCAGGUGUGUGGGGCCUCGGCAGGAGUGCUUCAGGGGGGAGCCUCGGGUGAGGCCCUGCUCACCCACCUGCUCAGUGACAUCUCCCCGCCGGCUGAUGCCCUCAAACUGCGCAGUCCCCGGGGGAGCCCUGAUGGGGGUUUGCAGACCGGGAAGCCCAGCGCCCCCAAGAAGCUAAAGCUGGACAUGGGGGAGGCUCUGGCCCCGCCCAGCCACCGGAAAGGGGACAGCAAUGCCAACAGUGACGUGUGUGCAGCUGCGCUGAGAGGCCUCAGCCGGACCGUCCUCAUGUGCGGGCCUCUCAUCAAGGAGGAGACUCACAGGAGACUGCAUGAUCUGGUCCUCCCACUGGUCAUGGGCGUCCAGCAGGGCGAGGUCCUAGGCAGCUCCCCGUAUACCAGCUCGCGCUGCCGCCGGGAACUCUACCGCCUGCUGCUGGCUCUGCUGCUGGCGCCUUCUCCUCGCUGCCCGCCUCCUCUCGCCUGUGCCCUGCAGGCCUUCUCCCUGGGCCAGAGAGAAGACAGCCUUGAGGUAACUGCGGAGUGUGGCCAAAUCCACCUCGUGGGUUCCUGGAUUCUCGUUUCUGAUGCUGGUCGGCAUUCCCUCCCUGGUUUCGUGAAGGCCCAUAUCCCUGAUGCUUGCUUUCGCCCUUUUUUCCCUCCUCAGGUCUCUGCUUUCUGCUCAGAAGCACUGGUGACCUGUGCAGCUCUGACCCAUCCCCGGGUUCCUCCCCUGCAGACCAUGGGCCCUGCCUGCCCCACCCCUGCCCCAGUUCCCCCUCCUGAGGCUCCAUCUCCGUUCAGGGCUCCAGCUUUUCAUCCCCCAGGCCCCAUGCCCUCUGUGGGUCCCAUGCCCUCGGUGGGCCCCAUGCCCUCAGCAGGCCCCAUGCCUUCCCCAGGCCCUGUGCCCCCAGCGGGCCCCAUGCCCUCAGUGGGCCCCAUGCCCCCAGCACGCCCUGGACCUCCAGCCACAGCCAACCACUUAGGCCUCUCCGUCCCAGGCCUGGUGUCUGUAUCCCCCCGGCUCCUUCCUGGCCCUGAGAACCACCGGGCAGGCUCAAACGAGGAUGCUGUCCUUGCCCCUAGUGGCACUCCUCCACCUACUAUACCCCCAGAUGAGACUUUUGGGGGAAGGGUGCCCAGACCAGCCUUUGUCCACUAUGAUAAGGAGGAGGCGUCCGAUGUGGAGAUUUCCUUGGAAAGCGACUCUGAUGACAGUGUGGUGAUCGUGCCUGAGGGGCUGCCACCCCUGCCACCCCCACCCCCCUCGGGUACCACACCCCCGCCUGCAGCCCCGGUUGGGCCCCCAACAGCCUCCCCUCCUGUGCCAGCCAAGGAGGAGCCAGAAGAGCUGCCUGCGGCCCCGGGGCCUCUCCCUCCGCCGCCUCCCCCUCCUGUUCCUGGCCCUGUGGCACUCCCACCACCCCAGCUGGUCCCUGAAGGGACUCCCAGUGGCGGAGGACCCCCAGCCCUAGAAGAAGAUUUGACAGUUAUUAACAUCAACAGCAGUGAGGAGGAGGAGGACGACGACGAGGAAGACGAGGACGAGGAGGAUUUUGAGGAGGAGGAGGAGGAGGAGGAAGAGGAAGAGUAUUUUGAGGAGGAGGAAGAAGAGGAAGAAGAGUUUGAGGAGGAGUUUGAGGAAGAAGAAGGUGAGUUAGAGGAGGAAGAAGAGGACGAGGACGAGGAGGAAGAGGUGGAAGAGGUGGAGUUCGGCCCGGCGGGCGGGGAGGUGGAAGAAGGAGGGCCUGCACCCCCAAGCCUGCCUCCAGCUCUGCCCCCCGCCGCAUCCCCCAAGGUGCAGCCGCAGCCAGAACCGGAACCCGGGCUGCUGCUGGAAGUGGAGGAGCCGGGGGCUGAGGAGGGGCCUGGGGCCGAGACGGCCCCCACACUGGCCCCUGAGGUGCUCCCCUCCCAGGGGGAGGUGGAGAGGGAAGGGGGGAGCCCCCCUGCAGUGCCACCUCCUCAGGAGCUUGUUGAAGAGGAGCCCUCUGUGCCCCCAACCCUGCUGGAAGAGGGGGCUGAGGGUGGGGGUGACAAGGUACCAACCCCACCAGAGGCAUCUGCAGCAGAAGAGAUGGAGACAGAGGCAGAGGCAGCAGCUCUCCAGGAAAAGGAGCAGGAUGACACAGCUGCCAUGCUGGCUGACUUCAUUGAUUGCCCCCCUGAUGAUGAGAAGCCACCACCUGCCACAGAGCCUGAUUCCUAGCCCUCUCCCACACCUCUCACUCUUCGUUUCCAAUAAAGUUAUGUCCUUGGA